AUGAAUGAGCUACUGGAAAUCAUUCGAAUUCAUCGCAACUUUAAAUGUUGUGUCGGUUGUUGUUGGUGUGCAAAUGCUGAUUGUUGUGCACAUGAAGUAUAUGUUGAAUCCCCGCCCGGUGUUCUUGUUGGUACUGUUAGACAAGAUUACUGGCGUGGUCAUUUAACGUUGAGAGAUGCAACAGGACAAGAUAUACUAAAAGCGCUUGGACCCUGUUGCAUUUGUAACGGCCCUUUGUGUUGCUGUUGUGAAAAUAAAUUUACGUUGUUUACCCGUGAUGGACAGGAGGAAAAAGGUGCUAUAUACAAACAAUAUGCUGGAUUUGUUAAUGAAGCGUUUACAAAUGUUGAAAAAUAUACAAUUGAAUUUCCCAUAGAAUUAACGGUUCAAAUGAAAGCAGUUGCAUUAGCCACAUUAUUUCUUGUUAAUUUUAUGUAUUUUGCUGGCAGAAAAAACGAACAAACCGGUGCUGAUACAGCAUGCGAUAUUCUCUCUUGCUUGUGUUAG
Messenger RNA from Didymodactylos carnosus, 507 nucleotides. Lineage: Eukaryota; Metazoa; Rotifera; Eurotatoria; Philodinida; Philodinidae. The record is from the annotation of a GenBank genome assembly.